UAAUUAAAUGUACUGUUUAAGAGUUGUAUUCAUUGCUCUCAGUUUAAAUUGAUUGCCAGUGAAGUGUAUUAUUGCAAACAUAAUUACGAUUCCCAAGAGUUAAGUCAUAAAUUUUAACUACUAAAUAAGAUUACUACGCGAUCUAUUUGCAGCGGACUUAAACGUACCACUUUUUAAGUAUGUAAACCGUCCAUAUACAUCCGAGGUUGUUUUUGAAAAAAUGGCCGAGGAGUUCCGAAUGAUUCAUUGGAGCUAUCUUAACUUUGCAAGUGAAAUUGGCGGCCAUUUCAACCGACAGAAGGCAAACGGACAAAGGAUUCGAAAACAACACAGCGUUUAGUGGUUAAAAGCAGAAUAAACCAACUCGAAAAGGAUUUCAGAGACGUGUUCUGUUCCUUUUGGCGGACAUGAGGAACGACAUCCUGUCCCUCAAACGAGAAAGAAAGGUCGAUGAGAUGGUGCCGAUGAGGAUCGCUCCCAGGCCGCUACAAUGGAGGAUUACAUGGGACUGGUGGAGAGGAUUAAAAUACCAGAUGAAAGACACAAAAUGGUGCAGGCUCUCUCGGCCAUUGGAGGUGUUAACGUGAGGGACAACGUGAAGAACAUCCUGGAAAAAUUGAUGUCCAAUGAGCUGAUCUCCCUGUUUAACAUGAAGGGCAACAACAAUAAACUUUCCUUCAAAUCCUCUGCUAUUUGUGGAAUUGUGAUUGCCAGUGCUAUGAAAACAAAGGUGAAAGAGGGCAUGACGGAGCAUGAGGUGAUGUUGGCAGUCCAGACUUGUUUGAAGUAUGCCCCAGAUCGUCGGGGUGGAGGCGGACGCAAGAAAACUACUCCCUAAUUUGUAUGCCCCCACCACUAAAAGGGGUGAUAUAGAUUUACAUUUGUAUGUAUGUCUGUGAGACUUCAUGGCUUUAUUAUUAAGGGUAUGAACUACUGCCACUGUGUAUUUUCAUCAAAUGGCACAUAAUAUUUAUGCUGCGAUGGUCCUUAGUUUUGCAAAAUAUGAUGAUUUGACAAAGUGGAAAUGGGGGCACCUGUGUCCUAUGUAUAUAUUUUAAGCUUAUAUUGUUUAGAGGGUCAAUCAAAUAGCAUCUUUGAGCUAAGCACAGGGUACUGCAGUUGUUAAAUAAUGUACUUUGAAUUGUAGUGGGUGACAGUGCUGGUUUUGCAUGACAUCUCCUUUUCUUGAAUUGUACCCUGUUUAGGCUAUAUUUCACAAACAAUUUUAAAUAUCUGCUUAUUUGCUGGUUUUAAUCAAGUUUAAAUGGAAUUUGUUGUCUUUGUUUACAACAUUUUUGUGAACAAAGAUAAAAACUUCCUUUUUAUUUUGAUUUUUGUCUUGCCUAUAGUGUAACCAUUCAAUUUUAACUGAUUGUUGAAUAUAAGUUUGUGAACUUGGGCAUACUAGUCCAUAUGCAAAUUACACGAAUCAAUUUAUAUGGUAACUUGUCCACCAUAACUAGAUCGAAAUGACACUUCGUUUUUAUGGAAGAGACAUACAUUUGUACAAUAAUGCUGGUUAUUUCAUUGCAAAUUUCUAUUGUAUAAAUAUAAAACAAAUAAAUGAUUUGGAUGUAGAUAUUCUAAGAUAUGACUUAAACAAUACGUCUUGUUUGAGAAUCAAACUGUUUGCAACUUGGUUGCAUUUGUAAACAAGUGAAUAUUUGAAGCGAACGACAUUGUUUGCAACAGCAUUAAUGUGUAGAAUUGAUUGAUUUGAUCUGGGACUUCAAUGUUUUUUUUUUCAAAUUUCAACUAUUCCACUGUGUUGUCAUUCAUAUCCAUACUUUAAUGAAUUAAGAAAGUAACUUAAGGACCAAUAAAUGAUUCAAGGUUGUUUAUUAUCUGAUUGAUAUGGUUCAGAGUUCAGGUGCAUAUAGGCAUUGAGUGGCUAGCAGUGGCUAAACUAAAAAUCAGAUAACAAAUAAUGGUCAUGCAUUUAUCUUUUCGAUACUUACAUAAAUGUUUUCAUUUGUCGAACUGAUGUUUAUUGUACAUUAACUCAUCUCAUAGAGACGCAUAACAUUUGUCAAAUAAUUGUUGGAAAAGAUGAUCAUCUACAUACUGACAUCCAUUGUUUAUCUUUUUAUGUAAAACCUCUCUAACCCUACACUUUUAACAAACGAUGUCUAUUUUCUGUAAGUGCAGGUGAUAGCUGCGUUAUUGCAGGCUUGCACACAUACAGACGUUUUCUGUCCACAUGGAGCUAUAGCACAUGACAACAUUCAUAUAUCCAGAGUGUCUGGUUUAGAGAGAAUUUACUGUAUGCAAUAGUGUCGUAAUGUCUGCAAAACGAUAUGUUAAAAAAUUGUAAAAGUUUUAUCAUGUGUGUAAUUUAAUAACGAAUACCAUG
Messenger RNA from Mya arenaria, 2353 nucleotides. RefSeq lists its product as uncharacterized. The coding region runs from base 491 to 838 and encodes 115 amino acids. The record is from RefSeq and is a predicted model, not a curated record. The transcript has 6 exons. Lineage: Eukaryota; Metazoa; Mollusca; Bivalvia; Myida; Myidae.